AUUAAAGUAAACGUACGCAUAUCAAUACCUUAGUACCUCAGUAAAUGGACUGCUAAUAAGGACUACUAAGCUCUACCACUAAGGACGGUGAAACAUGGAGGAGCUCAAAUUCAGAGGGCGGAAAAGGGAAGGGAGGCACAGGUACAUUUUAUUAAUCUAAAAUAAAUACAUUCAGUGGGAAUGUGGGAAUAAUUUCAGGCAAAACUGUUAGGAUUCAUAGGGUCUGAUCCUGAACAUAAUUAGCUCUGUACAAAAAACAGAAAUUAUUCCAUAAAUUGAAAAUAUUCUACCUAUACUGAAAUCAUACUAAAUAGAGGUAAUACAACUAUAUCAUGAUACAACUAUAUCAUGUACAAUGACAGACAUCAUUUACCAUUAUUUGGAGGGUAAUGAGAAUUUAGUGUACAAAACAUUAUGAACAUGACACAGACUGUCCAGGUGAAUCCAGGUAAAAGCUCUGAUCUCUUAUUGAUGUCACUUGUUAAAUCCACUUCAUUCAGUGUAGAUGAAGGAGAGGAGACAGGUUAAAUAAUGAUUUUUAAGCCUCAAGACAGCAUGGAUUGUGUAUGGUGCCAUUUAGAUGGUGAAUGGGCAAGACAAAAUAUUUAAGUGCCUUUGAACGGGGUAUGGUAGUAGGUGCCAGGCGCACUGAUUUGAGUGUGUCAAGAACUGCAAUGCUGCUGGGUUUUUCAUGGCCAACAGUUUCCCAUGUGUAUCAAGAAUGGUCCACCGACCAAAGGAUAUCCAGCCAACUUGACACAAGUUGAAGCAUUGGAGUCAACAUGGGCCAGCAUCCCUGUGGAACGCUUUGGACACCUUGUAGAGUCCAUGCCCUGACAAAUUGAGGCUGUUCUGAGGGCAAAAGGGGGUGCAACUCAAUAUUAGGAAGGUGUUCCCAAUGUUUUGUGCACUCAGUGUAUAUUACAACCUACUAGUUUUGAUUUACAUUUGGUUGAGUUGUCAACUCGUGUGAAUUCAAUAUGAAAUCCACAACAAAUUUCACCAUGCCAAGCUUACGCUGAUGACUUUUUGCAAAUCCAAAUAGUUUUCCAUGUUAAUUCAACCUCAUCACAUUUGUUGUUGUUUUUGUUGUUGAAAUGACGUGGAAACAACGUUUAUUCAACUAGUUGUUGCCCAGUGGGAAGGAAGCAAAGUUUAAUUCCUUCCCAAAUGCUUCUUAUUGUGGACCUCUGUUUUGUUCUGAUAUUGCUGGAAUUACAGUGUGUCAGAUGUCAUCAGAAGCUGUCAUAAUGUAUCUAUUAUUCUACAUAAGGUAUAGUGUGAUGACAAUAGAUAUUAGCUCAAUACUGACAAUGUUAUAUCGAUAGGAAGCCUAUCAAUAGGAAUGAGAAAACAAAGACAUCUGACAAUGUAUUAUUCAUUACUACAUUAUGUUUACAAUAAGUGUUUUGAGACUCAUGAGAAUGAGCAUGACAGAUGCAUUGCAAUAAAUUCAUGCUUUAGGGUGAGUAAUAGUAUACAAAUAUAGGUAUAAGACUUAUGAUCAGGCCUAUGUUAUGGGUGGCCAGGUUGAGAACCACUGAGCUAGACCAUAAUCAACAGUCUAUUCAGAUUCAUUAUUUGAGACAAGUUGAUCAACAUUUGGUUCCCUCUUCAGAUCAGUUUCUUUCAGUAAACCUGAUAGAGGUGACACUUAACCCACUUCCUUGUAGAAAGCUUGUAUAAGCAAUAGUUUACAUAAGGUUGAUAUAAUGGAUAACGGUCAUAUCUUAAUUAGGGUGAUUCAACUUGUAGGGCUGGUCACAAUUGGGUUGGGUGAGUUAGGGUGUUUCAAAGCCGAAGCUCAUUAGAUAUACUAAGACUGGGGUAUGACGUUGUCAGUAUCUAUUGUACCCCAUCAACAGUCCCAUUUCCAAUGAUUCAACAGUGGCUAAUAUAGUGUCACCUUUGCCUGCCACACACACACUUGAAAAUGGAUGUUGUUUGAUGCCACUUGUGACUCACUUGUGCCACUGGGCUUCCUUUGAUAUAACAUAUCUUCAAGUUAGAUAUUACAGUAACACUUUAUAAAGGGUUUAUAAAGACUGGAUGUUAUUGUUUUAAGGAUGGUUUAUGAAUCAGUAAUAAACAGUUUUAACUGUUUGAAAUUGUGUUUGAUACUGUCACAGGGACACCUGGGAUCCAUUCCAGUUGAAUCCCAUUGGUGCUGAGAAAGAGGAGAAGAGAAGAUGCUUUGAGCUGUUCCAGCACCUGGUGGCAGGGUUAGUGGGGAUAAUGGUCCUGUCCAGUGCUGUCAUCAGCAAGGUGAGCCACAAUGAGGGACCAGCACCCUGAACCUGGAAACUACUGGAUCAACACAUUCAAGCAUAAUACCUCCUGUGAUGUCAUCUUAUAAUCAUAUUUUAAAGGGAUAGCUCACCCAAAUUACAAAAUAACGCAUUGGUUUCCUUAUUCUGUAAGCAGUCUAUGGACAAGGUAGAUGUAUGACAGCAAUCCAUGAUUUGGUUUAGUUUCCCUGGCACUAUUUCCACAUGCUAAUGUUUUAGCAUUGUGGCACAAAUCCCAUUCAAAUCCCAUUCAAGUCAUGGGACCGAUAUAAGCAUUUUUCGCACAUCAUGUCCAAAUAUCGGUCCCAUGACUUGAAUGGGAUUUGAAUGGGAUUUGUGACACAAAUGCUAAAACGUUAGCAUGUGGAACAGUGUCAGGGAAAUUAAACCAAAUCAUGGAUUCCUGUCGUACAUCUACCAUGUCCAUAGAAUGCUUACAUAGACUGCUUACAGGGUAAGGAAACCAAUAUGUCAUUUUGUAAUUUGGGUAAACUAACCUUUUAAUGUAUAUCGAAUCCAUACAGUAUCAGAUACGUUCCCACAAAUCAGCAUUGAUGAAUAGUUUAGGGAAGUGGUAUGGGUUCUAUAUGAGACAAAUCUCAUGACUGUCUUUAAUGAGAGGGUUUAUAUAAAUAUGCUAUUUCUAUAUCACAGGAGGUUGGUGGCAUCUUAAUUGGGGAGGACAUGCUCGUGGUAAUGCCUGGAAUGGAAUAAGUUGAAUGGUAUCAAAUACAUUACAUUUACAUUACAUUUACGUCAUUUAGCAGACGCUCUUAUCCAGAGCGACUUACAAAUUACAUUAAACACAUGGUUUGAUGCCAUUCAUUCGCUCUGUUCCAGCCAUUAUUAUGAGCCGUUCUCCCCUAAGCAGCCUCCACUGUUCUAUAUCCACAUAGAUGAUGUAUGUGAUACUGUAGGCCAUGCACGACAACGACUGAGCAAUCUAUUUUUUCGAACAAAAAUUAAUUACAUUUCCACUGACAGAAUGAUACUAAUUAAAGCCCCUUGUACGUUUUCCCUUAUCGCCUCAGCUGGCAUUGCCAUCUCCAUGGACACGUGUGUAGCAAGAGAAUUUAUGACAUGACUGUACUGUAUACACUUUGUACUCUGCUAUCUGUUUUCUCUCUAACAUGUACACUGCAAACAUUCUCCUCAUAAAGUCAAAACACUAUGAAGGAAAUGUUCACACUCACUAUGUAGUUUCAGGGUUGAGUAGGUUACUUUCUAAAUGUAAUCCAGUAACCAUUACUAGUUACCUGUCCAAAAUUGUUAUCAGUAACAUAACUUUUGGAUUACUCAAACUCAGUAACGUAAUCUGAUUACUUUCAGUUACUUUUGGAUGACUUACCCCUUAAGAGGCGUUAGAGGAAGACAAACUUAAACUUGCGCCUUGUUUCAGUGCUGAAUUGAAUGUCAUUGAGAAAACAGAAAGGUGUCAUAAUGUAUUUUUGCCCACGUCCUUUCUGAAUUUAAAAGUAAUCCGAGAAGUAAUCAUCUAGUUUUUCAAAAGUUGUUUUUCUUUUUUCAGAUUACAUGUUGUCUGAUUACAUGUAAUCAGUUACUACCCAACCCUGUGUAGAUCAGUGUCUAAAUGAAUUAAUUCAGUCAUCUUUGAUUUUAUAAUAUAAGAAGUCUGAUGCCAGUUGUGUUUACAUCCAAUCUUCAGGGCUCUCUGCUAGUUCUAGCCACGCUCUCAAGCCCCACAUCAACUAGGACUCCCAAGGAAAGACAAUACUACGUGCUCAUGCUGGUGUGCUCUUUGGUGGUGCCCAACCUGCUCGUGUUCCUCAAGUCACUGUGGAAAUGCGCUUUCAAGAACUUCGUUCCGCCAAACAUGAGAACUAUGGGAAUUGUAAAUUGACACUGUGAAAUACUAUACAAUUUGACUCCUUGGUGAUCUUUGAUUGUCUUAUUUGCUCCUCGAUUGCUUGCUGUCAAUACAAAUGUAAAUCUUUAUCUUUCAGGUGUGUGUCAUUGAAUGCCUGGUGUCUCUUGGGACCUCCAUCCUGGUGCUGGUUGUGAUGCCCCAGUUUGACGUACUCACAAACCUGUUCAUCUCUGGGGGAGUCUGCAUGCUUUCCUCUGUCCUACAGAUAGCAUUUCGCCUGCAGAGAGAGAACUGGAAGAUCAUCUUCCCCAUUUGUUCGCUUAUGCUUGUCCUGACCGGCUACUUUCUCCUCGGGGCAGACUAUUACGUUCGGGUAACCUCGUAUGUAUCAGGCCAGGAAAAUGACUGUUAUUGGUAUGUUGGCAUUGCAGUUUUUGCAUCCUUUUUGGUUUCUCUGACCUGGUGGGAAAACCCAGUGCAGGCAAGCAACAACAUGCAAGAAAUACUGACUGAGUUGGACACCUUCAGAGACUUUGUGUUUGUGAUAUCCAGCCUCUUAAGGAUAGUAGUCAUUGCUGCUGUGUACCUCAUCUACCACGUGUUGAUACAGGAAAACAUUGUAUGGUCAGAUUUUGAUUUCACUCCUAAGGCCGAUGAAGAUGAAAAUACAAUUGCAAGGCAUAGAGAGACCCUUGAUAUUGGUCUUACUGUCCUUUUCCUCCAAGCCUUUUUCUCUGCUGCAUGCCAUUGGUUUGGGGUGGUGGCUUGUAAGAUCCACUCUGUGCGAAUGAGCUUCGCCUUCCCUGUCUGUUUCACUGGGCCCGCCGUUCUCAUCCUCGGCAUGAUCCUUUUCCUAACGCAAUCUGAAGACCUAGCUGCGGCCGACACAACUUCUAUCAUAGACUUUUGCUCAAGCCUAGUGGACCUAAGCACCAAGAACACUACCGCAGUCGUGAUGCUGGAGAUCACCAAGAGCAUCUGCAGGACUUCUUUGAGCAGCCAUUACUGGACCUGGCCUUUCUCCCUACUUGCGCUGGAGGGGAUUUGCAUGUGGCUCGGGCUUAUCACAUGCACCUACUACGUGUGGAACUUCAGGGUCCAGAGGAUCGAGCGCACAACUGAGCUGUUUGUGCGACGCCUCUACGAGUCUGCCUUCAUCGACCUGUCUAUGCUUCUGAACACUAAGAUGAAGGUUGUACGAACGAGGAACCAAGAGAGGCAAGAUUCUGCUAUUUAAAUUAUUAAAAGUCCAUGUGGUCUAAUACUUCACACGGCAAAUAGACAUUUGUUCACUAAUUGUUUAGUUUUACCGACAGUGUACUAUAUAACACAGCGACUCAGUGGUAGUGUGCUGAAAUAUACUCACGGACAUUAACAUGAUUAGAAACAGCUCUCUCUCUGCCCAUCCAUCCAAACAUGUUCUCGUACUUUCCCCAUAUUUUUCAUUCUACAGUAGUGUUGUUGACGACGUGGAGAAUUGUGUAAUUUACCUCUGUGCAACAAUGUGGCAUGAGACCUAUGAUGAGAUGUUGAAGAUCCUGACAUCCAUGUUCAGGUAAAGCAGAGGCCUCUUGUAUACAACACAAGACAAUGGCCCCGUACACAAGUUGUAUAACUCAUGAAGCCUUCAACACAUUUGGCACAACUGGUUGUGAUACAACAGAGAGUUUUUCUGCAUAAAACUAAUUACACAAGAGUUGUGGAGACAACGUAAAAUGUUUGUGUAAACAUGUUUGUACAGACAAACUCUCCGUUGUAUCACAAAAUAUCAGUUGUAUCACAACCAUUGUGUAAAAUGCAUUGCACAUCAGUUGUACAAGCUUAGUGUGUACGGGGUCAACAGACUUUCAGAAAAUACAAUGAAUGAUAAGGUGAUCAUAAUGUUUAGCAGAAAAAUAUGACUUUCUGUAAUUAUAUGUGUCUUGAUGGUUUCAGGUUGGACCGGUACAGAGGUGACCCAAAAGAGGAACAUAAAGAUGUUUUUGACUUUGAGUGCCACAUAUUUGUAGAUGACGCAUUCAUGAUAGUAAAGGAGAAGGGCAAAAAGUUGAUCAACGAAUAUGUGACCGAUCUCAUUCACGUGGUCAUAGAGGUAUACAGGUAAGUGGACAUUUUGUUUUUCUUUGCUCUUUGUUCCAUAUAAAACCAAACCAAUAGUGUCAAUUAAUGAGCACAAGCAAGCGUAACGAUGCAUUCACUACAAAUGGCAAUUCUAUUAAUCCAACUACUGUGAACUGUUUUAUAAUUAAUCUUGAAUGUUUGUGUAUUUCAGGGUAUUCACCAAUAAGGAGCCUGAUGAUGUGUCAAUUAUCGAGACUCCCUAUGGUGGGCGAUUAAUGUUUGUGAUGCCAGAGGGAAACAUGUUGUAUGUCCAUCUGAAAGACAAACAGCUGAUCCGAAACAAGAAGAGAUGGUCACAGGUGGGUGGGAUGAUUUUCUAUAUUCCAUGAUUUCACCACAGUAACCUAUAUUAACAUACUUUAACCCUCCCGUUGUCCUAGGGUCAAAAUGACCCGCCACUGUGUUGAACCAACUUUAUUUAAUUUUUAUAUUUUUUGGAUCAUUUGUGAGAAGGAGGCAGUGAUACUUUCUUUAAAGUCUCACUGCCUCCUUCUCACAAAUGAUCCCCAAAAUAUAAAAAUUAAAUAAAGUUGGUUCAACACAGUGGCGGGUCAUUUUGACCCUAGGACAACGGGAGGGUUUUUAAUGACAUUUCUUGAAGAACAUAUGUACAUCUUGUAAUUGCUUUCUGGUUUUAGAAUGGAAACACUUCAGGAAAAUCAAAUGGUUAUAGGUUUGCAUCUGUCAUGUCUUUCAGAUCAUGUACCUGUACUAUCUGCUUGGGUGGAAAGGAUACAUUGUCAAGAAUCCUCAGAAGAUAACGGUAUGUAAUACAUGUAAUGCUCAUUUCCAUGUUAUUGCCUUUAUCCCUACAAUACAGGUGAUCUGUAAAUAUGAUAAAUCACAGGUGAUCUGUAAAUAUGAUAAAUCAGCAGAGCCAUGGUUUCCAUGGUUUCCCUAAAUUAAUGUGUAUGAUAUUUUUUGUGUCUUAUACAGAGACAGAACAAUCCUUGCCGUGCCAGUCUCAUAUCAUUGGAUGGGGAGAGUUUCCUGUUGCCACAGCAUGACAAUGACAGUAAGAGAAAACACAUAUCUGAUGACAAUACCUACAUCAUGGCCUUGGAUGGGGACACAGACUUCCAGCCCGCAGCUCUGAUCUUACUGGUGGAUCGACUUCGGAAGUACGGCAAUGUGGGUGCUGCAUGCGGAAGAAUCCAUCCAACAGGAAUGGGUGAGUAAAGCUUUACCAAAGAGUUAGAUGGUCCACUCAGACAUUGCUAUGUCUAGCAUAUACACUGAGUGUACAAAACAUUAGGAACACCUGCUCUUUCCAUGACACAGACUGACCAGGUGAAAGCUAUGUUCCCUUAUUGAUGUCCUAUAUCACAAAGAGAUGUAGGCUACAGUAUGACUGAUGAGCAUUGUAUUCUAUUGUAGGUCCAAUGGUGUGGUAUCAGAAAUUUGAGUACGCUGUUGGUCACUGGCUCCAGAAAACAGCUGAGCACGUGUUUGGUUCAGUCCUCUGCAGUCCUGGAUGCUUCAGCUUGUUCAGGGGAUCAGCUCUGAUGGAUGACAAUGUGCUCAAGAGAUACACCACCACUGCAACUAGAGCCUCUGAGUACGUUCAAUAUGAUCAAGGUGACUACUUUCUUAUUCUCCCAUCAACAACACUUGAUUGUCUGUAUCAGCCUAUACACAGGUGGUUCAUAGAAAGUAUUAUCACAGUUCCUUGAGCUACAUAUUUGCUUGCUGAUUAAGGGUUCCCUAGAGAUAAUCAUUAUGGUGUGCACCGGUCCUAGGACCUGAUCCAUACAAUGACUUUCAUGAAUCUUCCGUCUUCCCGCUGGCCAGGUGAGGACCGCUGGCUGUGCACCCUGCUCCUCCAGCAGGGCUGGAGAGUGGAGUACAACGCUGCGUCGGAUGCCUACACCAACUCCCCUCAGGAGUUCAAAGAGUUCUAUAACCAGAGGCGUCGCUGGGGGCCCUCCACUCUAGCCAACACCCUGGACCUCCUGCACAGCGGCAAUGAGACGGUCAAGAGGAACUCUUCCAUCUCCAGGCUCUACAUCUUCUACCAGAUAUUCACUGUCAGCUCCUCCAUUCUCGGCCCUGCCUCCGUUUCUCUGAUGAUAGCAGGUGGGCACCAAUCUCACGCUGUGCUUGUUCUGUUAUUUCUUGGAAAUUAAUGUUGAUGAAUACCAAUUAUACUGUAUGACCUAGAAUAACUAGAGCUGUGCUUAAAGCAGAUGUGCCACUUAUUCCCUUAACUGGUGCGUCAAUCUGUUACAUAACAAAACAAAUCCCCUUCAAAAUCAGUCAGUUUAAACUAGAGAUGUUUUUUUUGCAUUGAAUGCGUCUCAAUCCACCACAUCCUCCAGUGUCACACUUCCAUAGUAUGACCAUCUUAAAACAAUUCCAUGUCAGCUUAGCACCCCCUGUCUUACACUCUAAAUAAUGAAGUAAAGUUAAGUAUUUCUAAUUGUCAAUAAAUUAAAAAGCUCAACUUCAGGCAGCGCAUCAGCUGGGUGGAUGAGAUUACAUAUGACUAACAUUUUAGGGCACAGGACAAAAGGUAUAACCAUAAAGUAUGUCUAACCAAUUAAAGCAGGGAUUUUCAAACUGGGGUCUGCAAUGAAUUUAUUUUGUUAGAACAAAUAUUUGGGGUAAUUAUUUUCCGUGAAAAAAUAUUAUUUUAUGAAUAUCGCUAGCUGCAACAGAAUACCACCUUGGAUACCAAUUUUACGUCUCUACGUCCAGUAUGAAGGAAAUUAGAGGUAGUUUCAUGAGCCAAUGCGAACUAGCGUUAGCGCAAUGACUGGAAGUCUACAGGAACAGUUAGCAUGCUAGCUGUUCAUCCAACUCUGGGGAAGUAGAUAAAUGGCUUCAUUGCCAAAAUCUCAAACUAUCCCUUUAAUAUGGAGGAAAUUACAGUAAUUUAAGCUAAUUACUGGUAUAGAAAAUUCAAUUUCGGGAUGGAAAAACAGUUUGUUAACUUAGAUGACUACAAAACAAAUAGAAAGCAUGCAGAAAAGAUAUUGAACUAUGUAUAUUUUUUAUAAUACCAUCUUUGAGAACUAACAAUCAAAGACAGUCGAGAAGAAAAAAAAACGGUCAUUAUCUAAUAAAAAAAUAUGCAAAAGUAGAGAGUUUGAAAAGGGGCAAAUACUUUUUCACAGCACUGUAUGACUUUUGCUUUGGUUGAUAAAACCAUAAAAAGUUAUGUGGCGAAGAUGAAUUCAAAUGGUUUUGUUCUUAUAUGCUAGGAUAUACAGAUCUCCAUUCCAGGAAGUAUUCACCAUUUUUCUUUCUUCCUCUUUAGGUGCUUUCCAGUUUGUGUUCAACAUUGAAGGAACCCUGUCCAUCAUCAUAGCAGUCAUCCCACCUAUUUUCUACAUGUUCAUUUGCUUUUUGGCAAAACCAAAUGCCCAGAUAAUCAUUGCAGCCAUUAUGAGUGUGUUGUACGCCUUUCUGAUGUUAGCGUCAUUCUUCGCCAUCAUCGGUAAGCUUUGGCAAUGACUUUUCACUACAUACCACAGGUUGAAUAGGCAAAGAUAGAGGCUACCUGUCACGUUGUAUACUGAUAGAAGACAGGCGCAGGAAUACGUAAUAGGGUUUUUUAUUACUCAACCCAACAUAAGGUACGUCAUGGAAAACGACGUGGACGAAGCCCAAAAUAAACACACAUAUAACACAGGGAUGUAACCCAAACAAAAGAGCGAGGUGUAAACCCCUAAAUAAUACACGGGACGAGACCCGUAAUAACAAGUGCACGAUUACUCUGCAUGUAAACUGUAAUACAAUGUACUCACGAGACCAUCGGACAAUAAACGACAAGGACAAUGGGGAACAGAGGGCACAUAUAUACACAUACUAAUCAGGGGGAAUGGGAACCAGGUGUGCGUAAUGAGACAAGACAGUCAGGGGUUGGUGGUAAUUAACCAGAUCAGUGACGCCUAGAAGGCCGGUGACGUAGACCUCCGGAGCUGGUGAAUGGAAUGAGCAGCAGUAUUGGGGGGAUCCGUGACACUACCUCUUAUCAUUUCAAGGGUGGAGGCUGGUGAUAAAUUAAAUUGUAUUGCCUGUCCCAUCAUCAGUAUAACUAUUUUUAUAUUUUUACAUUAUCGGUUAACCUGUAAUCAUCAGUAAACCACAGGUAGACUUUGUUCUAGUUUCUUUUCACCCAAACAUACUGUAUGACAUUGAGCUGUAUUUAGUCUCUCAUGACAGCCUAAGUAACUGAUUUAGUUAUUGGUUCUGAGAUUAAGCUGUAAUUUAUCACUAACUCUUACAUCACUACUGUUGAUUGGUGCCAAGUCAGACUGUUACGAUACACAUUUAAUUUCAUUCGUUCCCCAGGUGACAUGGCUAUGCAGGGCACAUUUAUCACCCCAACUGGCCUCUUCCUGGUGUCCAUGGCUGUCAUGUACUUGGUAACUGCCAUCCUUCAUCCCCAGGAGUUCAGCAUGAUCAUCUAUGGUCUGAUGUACUUCAUCUGUAUCCCCAGUGGUUAUCUCUUGCUCACAAUCUACUCCCUGGUGAACAUGCACAUUGUCACAUGGGGCACCCGAGAGACAAACAAGGAGAAAGAAGAGAAGAUGACCCAGAAUGUUCUCUGUGAUCGCAACUGCAAACUUUGCUGUUGGGAUAUGAAACUACAAGUCACCCAAGAGACUGAUAACUUGAUGCUCCAGCAACUCCAGCAGGCAGUCAAUCCAAACACGCAAGUCACUGAACAGGUGGUGAAAGAACAACAAGCCAACACUAAGAAAGAGAUAAAUAAUGCACUGAAUGAAGAAAACAACAAGGAAAUACUUCCAGAGUCUUCAGACAGCAAAUGGGCCAAGAAAGACAGCGACUCAAAAUCUGAUACAAGGCAUGUACAAAGCAUUUCACAAAGGCCCAAAGGAUCUUGCUCAUAUAUUGUUUAAUGCAAACUUUUAUCAAAUGAAGUGCUAUAUCAGUUGUAACUUUUCAUAAUUUUGUUCACAGCAGUGAUGACAGUCUUGACAGCCUUCCAAAAAAGGAGAGUGCUUAUUCCAGCAUUGAAGAUGACAACAGAGAUGAUGAUGAUAAUAUGCUUUAUGAUGGUUCGCUUUAUAGUGGCUUCACCGAGGAAGAAAGAGAAAUACUACCUCAAAGUGGUAGGUGGUUCAGUACAUGAAAGUCUAAGCUUUUCCAUCCAUUUGCUAACCUGAUUCUUGCUAACACUUUUAAAUUGAAAGUACUUUAUCUUACAGUAUAGAAAUUACUAGGUAUUUACUGAAAGGGUACAUGGUAAAAUUGUAAUUACAUCAUAAUAACCAAUUAAUUAAAUUAAAUCAAGUACCACAAGCCACCAUCUGGUAUCAAGGUACCCAUUGAUUUCCUACAUACAAUACCAGGUAAAUACCAAUAGAAACACCCUGUGAAAUAAUGUGCAACCUGUAGACAUGAUUAUUGACAAAGGAGCACGUCAAUAAAAGAGUAUAGCUGUAACCUAUAGCAUACAAAAGUCAGUAUGUAACCGCAAGUUGAAUUAUACUCAACAGCACCCUCAUCUCUACACAAUUUGCUUUCAAUAAAUAGAUUGGGUUCAGCCUGUCAAGGAAGAGUUCCUGAAGAAAUUGACCUACGCCAACAUGAAAAGGAACCUUCAGGAACAGAUCCGCUACACCCUGAGGAACAAGAACCAGGAGGAUGUGUGUGAAGAGCUGGUGAUGAUGCUAACGGACACAGUGAACGGAGAGCUGAAGGACAAGGUGGGCCCAGAGGACGUGCUGAGCGACAGCCAGUUAGAAGAGCUGCAGUACGCCCUUAACGAGGCCGCCAGGAGGAUCCUAAAAACCAACCGCAUGGAGAGGCUGGAGAGGAGGGUGAAAAGAGCCAUAGAGAAGACCCUCAUUGCCCCACAGGUGGUGAAACUGACUGAGGUAUUUGCUUGAGUGCCACAUGCCAUUCAUAUUGUAUUUAUAUGUUAUAUUGUAUCGCCUGGUGUCUUAUCAAUGCAGCUCCAUGCAUUUUUUUCUCUAAAUAUUUGACCUGGGAUGGAUUUUAGCAAUAAUAAGACUCUGGAACCAGACCCUUUGAAUUAUAAUCUGAAUCAGGGGCGGACUGGCCGAAAUGACAUAUGGGCUGGUCCAUGUUUAGCCCAGUGGGCCUGUCUAUCUUGGGUUUUUAGCACAAAAUUAUAAUUAUCUGGCUAAUAAUGGGGUCCUCAAGGGAAAAAAUGGGCCAGUGUGGGGGCCUUGAGGAAAAUAAUGGGCCGGUGUGGGGGCCUCAAGGAAACAAAUGGUCUGGUGUGUUAUAAAUGCCAGGGCUGAUUUCUGAUCCGAGUCCGCCCCUGAUCUGAAUAACAGACAGUGUUGAGAAACAAUGUUUGCCCUCAUCUAGGUAGGGAUUAUGAAUAUUACAAAUGGUCAAAAAUAUAGCUACCAUGUUUCCCUAUGUAUUUUGGCAGGAUGAACAUGACUUUUGGAAGAAACUGCUUGAGAGAUACCUUGCACCCAUUGUUGAUGAUAAAGCACAUAAAGAGGAAGUGACAAGGGAACUGAAGUCACUACGGAACAAGGUGAGCUUUAAUUUUAUUAACUGCAUCUAAAUCCGUCUAUUUAUUUACUCGCAUGGCUCGUGGAAUGAUCAUCUUUUGUUUUUGCUGUUUUACAGGCAGUGUUUCUGUAUUUCAUCGUCAACGUUUUGUGGAUUGUGGCCACUUUCUUUUUACAAGCCAUUGGAAAUGAUGUGAUUAGCAUCAAGAUUGAAAAAAUCUGGCCAAAUGGCACAUCAUCUGGAGAAUACCUGAAGGUGGAGCCUCUCAGUCUGAUGUUCCUCUUGUCAUUUGCUGUGCUUCUAGUGGUGCAGUUCCUGGCUAUGCUUUACCACAGGUAGGAAAACAUUUCUCAAACACAAUAUGAUACAUAUUUAAUAAUUUGAUACAUGAUAUAUCUACAUAACACCACCUUCCAAACAUGCAUAAGACAGACAUUUCCAAAUAAAAGACAGAGACACUAAUAGAAUACGAUUACAACCUCAUGCCAUGCCCAUUAUUACAGCUGAAAAUGUUAGUUUUUCUCUCUCAAUGCACGCAAUAGUUCAGUUUCAGUUAUCUGAUGAGUCUUAAUGAAAUCAAACUAAAAGUACACACUGUGCGGUUUCUCUUCAGAGUAUAUACUCUUAUCCAUGUGGUGUCGUACAGAAGCACAGAAAAAGACUACAUUCCCAGAAGCGAGGUGAGUGACCUCUGCUAAUCCAAACGAUGGGAGGAUAAAGUGUACUUGAUCAUCAUGCACUUUAGUAGACAAUGAAUCAUUUGCGUAAUUCUGGUGCAAAUAUAUCAAAUAGGUUACUAAAUUAUUUACUAGACCAUGCAUUAAAUAAUAUUGUGAAGACCUAAAAUGCUUGUUGUUGAUCAUUUUAAUUAUCUCCAUUGCUUGUGCAGGAGGACGAGGAGGGGCUGAUUCUUGAGAACCAGAUCGCCAAUGGCCUUGUGAUCACCAGUGAUGACUUGUGAAACUUGACUUGGGGGCGUGUUGUUACCGAGUGUUCCAUCAAUAAAAAGGGUGACUUUGUCUAAACAUAAUUCAGAUAUACCUAGCAGGGAAAGCUUAUUUUGAUACUGCAGCAGUGAAAUACCAAAUGGUAUACUAGCAUUAAAGUAGUUGCCCAAUGCCUCAGUAAUUUUUUAAAAAAUCAACUGUAUCUAUUGAAUAACAAUAUGAGUGAUAAGAUGUGUAUUGAAAAUAAUUGUAAUUCAGACAGAUUGUAAGUACUAACUGGGAAACAGACAGUAUUAUGAUCAGACAAUAAAUAACAAAAUCAUUAAACAAAUACAUAUACAUACUUCUGCUAAUACACUAGCCUUCAUUUUUCAAGGGAAAAUGACCCUUUCUAAAUGUAUGGCACUGAACCUAUCCAACUGAAGAAAAGCCUGAUCACAAUUGGCUGUUUCUUGGGUCAAAAAAGGUGGGUUUUGCCAUUUUCCACAGACAGACAAUGUAAACAUAUUUUAGGUAAUUUUACUAGAAUUUAUCCUGCAAUGUUUAUUAUGUAAACGUGUGACUGCUUAUGCUAAACUCAAAUAAAAUGAAUAUUUCUAACAGAUACAUUAUUACGAGUCAUAGCAUUCAAUGGCAACUGCAUGAGUCUAUAAGCAGAUAUGUCUAGCUACUUCACCUCAAGUAUCAUUACUCAAAUUAACAACACAUUUAAAAUAAAAAGCAUGAUGAGAGCAAGAUACAACUUCAAAGAUAUUGCAGUACAUGUAACUUAGGCAGAAUGUUCGCUGUUGCCUUUCAUCAAGUUCAUUCAGAAUGCAGCCUUCCUGGAAGAGUUAUCAGUCUUCAUGAAGGUAAAAGUUAAUCAGCCACUCAAUGGAUAUCAGACAGUUUAUUAGACAUUAUGAGCAUGUAGUUUGAUCAGUGUAAGAGGACGUUUCAUUUAUGGGAAAUAGAUAAGGGUUUAUUCAUUAUCUUCAGGAAUAACACUGCCAUGGCAACACAACAGAGUACCA
Molecule: messenger RNA, 14662 nt
Organism: Coregonus sp. 'balchen'
Lineage: Eukaryota; Metazoa; Chordata; Actinopteri; Salmoniformes; Salmonidae
Source: the annotation of a GenBank genome assembly